Molecule: messenger RNA, 1389 nt
Organism: Nicrophorus vespilloides
Lineage: Eukaryota; Metazoa; Arthropoda; Insecta; Coleoptera; Silphidae
Product: alpha-tocopherol transfer protein-like
Exons: 5
Coding region: 352-1272 (306 amino acids)
Cellular component (GO): membrane
Molecular function (GO): phosphatidylinositol bisphosphate binding
Source: RefSeq, a predicted model, not a curated record
AUGCGUGCUGUCGCGCUCAAACAAGAAGUAUAAAUAUUGCGAGGAUGAGAAGAAGAAAUAAAUAAAAUAGGGAACGGGACUCGCGCAGCAAGAUUGGAGAAAGUCGGCUGAGUCCGGCAAUACGAUUGGUCGAAGUCGCUCGGUGACGUCCCACCAUUGGUCGAGAUCGUACUUAGCAAAGCGUAAAAGUUACUAUAAGAUCUAGCGAGACGGAUGCUAGCACAUUCAGUUGUUUUAUGCUCUAUGUAAAGCACCCGAACAGUUGCUAACAAUUGUGAUAAUAGUUUAAGUGUUUUGUUGAGUGCGUGACUACUUAAGUGACUUACUCAAAUUAAAUCAUCAAAUUUAACCAUGGCUUUGAUACAACCGGACGCUGCGAUGCAGGUGAUGAUCAGGAAGGAACUCAACGAGGACGUCAACACCAGAGACUCGGAUCUUAAGCAUAUGAAGGAGUGGUUGGCGAAGCAACCCCAUUUACCACACACCUGGGACGAACAUCGCAUUUUGACUUUCCUCCGUGGUUGCAAGUUCUCUUUAGAGAAAUGCAAGAAAAAGCUGGACAUGUACUUUACCAUGAGGACGGCUUGUCCCGAACUGUUCACCAACAGGGACAUCAGGAAACCCGAGCUGCAGGAGAUCGUUAAAUAUGUGAACAUUCCUCCAUUGCCCGGUCUAACUCCGAAUGGAAGACGUGUGAUCGUGAUGAGAGGUCUCGAUAAGUCGAUCACAGCCCCGUCGAUCUUCGACGCGAUGAAGAUCGUUUUGAUGAUUGGUGAUAUCCGUUUGGAUGCGGAAGAGACGGGCGUCGCCGGAGACGUUUACAUCAUGGACGCGAGCAUCGUGACGCCAGCUCACUUCUCGAAAGUCACCCCGUCGAUCGUGAAAAAGUUCCUAGUCAUCGUCCAGGAAGCGUACCCGGUGAAGCUGAAGGAAGUGCACGUCGUCAACAUUUCCCCGAUCAUCGACACGAUCAUCAACUGGGUGAAACCGUUCCUCACCGAGAAGAUCCGCAACCGCAUCCACGUGCACAACGACUACGAGUCUCUGCACAAGAUGAUCCCCAAAGACAUUCUGCCUGCAGAGUACGGCGGCACCGCAGGCAAAUGCCAAGAUUUCCACGAUGCUUGGAUGAAAAAACUGGAGGAAUACCAGCCCUGGUUCCUCGCCCAGGAAUCCGUUAAGGCCGACGAAUCGAAACGUCCAGGAAAACCGACCAAUUACGACGAUCUGUUCGGUUUGGACGGUAGCUUCAGGCAAUUGGCCAUCGACUGAUUCUGCUCAACGUACACAAUAUUUCAAACUCAUCGAUCAAUCAAUCACAAUUAUUUUUUAGUAUUAUUAUACAUUUUUUUUGUUUUGUUUUGUUUAAAUUGGCACACUUUAUAUGCU